Messenger RNA from Orycteropus afer afer, 708 nucleotides. It is a transcript of the gene MIXL1, whose product is annotated as Mix paired-like homeobox. NCBI's taxonomy places the organism in Eukaryota, Metazoa, Chordata, Mammalia, Tubulidentata, Orycteropodidae. The record is from RefSeq and is a predicted model, not a curated record. Gene Ontology annotation, molecular function: RNA polymerase II cis-regulatory region sequence-specific DNA binding; DNA-binding transcription activator activity, RNA polymerase II-specific. Bases 1 to 708 code for a protein of 235 amino acids. Gene Ontology annotation, biological process: endoderm development; regulation of transcription by RNA polymerase II; endoderm formation. The transcript has 2 exons.
AUGGCCGCAGCAGAGUCCAACCGGUUCCAGUUCGGGGAGAGCGCCCAGGUCCCCGGGUACCGGCCCGCCCCCGCCGUAGGGCCCUUCCUGCAGCCCCCGCGCCCUGCCCUGCUCCCCGCGCCGCCUCCAGGCCCAGCGCGCUGCGCUCCGGCGGCGGCCAAUUUCGCGGGCUUUCUCGGGAGGGACACCAGGCAGGCUACGCCUUCCCCCGCCGACCUGGGCUCGCCAGCGCCCCCACCUGGAGCGGCCGCCCCGUCGGCGUCGCAGCGCCGCAAGCGCACGUCUUUCAGCCCAGAGCAGCUGCAGCUGCUGGAGCUCGUGUUUCGUCGGACCAUGUACCCCGACAUCCACUUGCGAGAGCGCCUGGCCGCGCUUACCCUGCUCCCGGAAUCCAGGAUCCAGGUGUGGUUCCAGAACAGGCGUGCCAAGUCACGGCGUCAGAGUGGGAAAUCCUUUCAUUCCUCAGCCAGGCCAGAGUUUCUCCUCAACCACUCUGCUCCUGGAACUGAAGCAAAAUGUUUGAAGCCCCACCUGCCUCUAGAGGUAGAUGUGAACUGCUUGCCGCAUCACAACAGAGGUGGAGCGGGGCUCUCUGACCCUAGUUCCCAAGGCCAGAGUUUUGAAACCUACUCCUCCCUCCCUGAAGACAUUGGUUCAAAGCUGGACUCAUGGGAGGAACACAUCUUUUCUGCCUUUGGUAACUCUUGA